GUAGGCUAAGGUACUAAUUUAUUAUGUAGUUACGGUAUCAAUGAUAUCGGUUACCUUUGGCACGUGACUGUAUAAAAUAGGUCAAUUUUAUUGAUGAAAUGGAGUCUACUGUCUAUGAGAUGUUUUCUACACUGAUGUGAAAUGGUGUAGGGCCUACAUAUAGGCGUCAGGCAUGAAUAAUGUGGACCAAUUAUUUUCAUCGUUGAAAGGACUUGUUAAAGACACCCUGAAUAAAAACAGUAAACCGACUAAACCAGAAUAUAGUGCAGCAGACAUGAAUCCCCAUCCUCCUGUUUGCCUGAAUGACCGAGAAGAAGAUGGCUUCUUACUCGUCGGCGAGACCAAAAGUGAAAGGAUGGCACUUAGAGCCAGUCAGUUUAAUUCGCAUUGUGGCGUUCUAGCGCCACCUACAUAUUCACAGGUUUUACCACCAGACAAAGAAUUGCCAACGUACAGAGUUGCAAUGGAAAGAGGAAUGUCAAUGAUAGAAUGUCAAUCGUCUGCCCCACCUGCUAACACCAACAACAAUAACGAUUUGCUAAUAUCAGAUGUCCCAUUUGUCUUAGCUCCGUCUUUAACACAGCAAUACCAAAUUAACCAACACAAUAACUCCUCGGAAGAUUAUGUUCUCAGAACAUUCAUGUGGUCGAAAUAUGACUAUGACUUCAGUCUUGAACGGUCGUGUCUUCGAGACUAUUGUGAUACUACUGAUGCUACACCUAACUGGAGGUGAAUUACUAAUACUCGUGGAUUUCUAGAAGAUGUGAUAUGCGCAGAUUUACUUAAACAAACAUGUUUGUGUAAAUGAUGAGAUUGGAUUCUGUGUCACAGAGAGAGAGAGAGAGAGAGAGACAGACAGACAGACAGACAGACCAACAAAUACGUAUACAACCACACACACACUGUUGAAGAAAUCAUUUGUUAGUGGAUUUUGUGCCUUGGAGAUUAUUUGUAUAGUUAUUUUUAUUUGUUUCAAAAUGAAUGAAUGAAUGUUUAACGACACCCCAGCACGAAAAAUACAUGGGCUAUUGGGUGUCAAACUAUGGUAAUGCAAACAAAUAAAGUGAUGAUCAACAU
Messenger RNA from Gigantopelta aegis, 1077 nucleotides. RefSeq lists its product as uncharacterized. Lineage: Eukaryota; Metazoa; Mollusca; Gastropoda; Neomphalida; Peltospiridae. The transcript is spliced from 3 exons. The record is from RefSeq and is a predicted model, not a curated record. Bases 173 to 733 code for a protein of 186 amino acids.